This is a messenger RNA of Saccharomyces paradoxus, 1398 nucleotides long. RefSeq names its product Aim17p (gene AIM17). The transcript has a single exon. Bases 1 to 1398 code for a protein of 465 amino acids. Gene Ontology annotation, biological process: carnitine biosynthetic process. The record is from RefSeq and is a predicted model, not a curated record. Gene Ontology annotation, molecular function: oxidoreductase activity. Lineage: Eukaryota; Fungi; Ascomycota; Saccharomycetes; Saccharomycetales; Saccharomycetaceae. Gene Ontology annotation, cellular component: mitochondrion.
AUGUUAAGAUCAAAUUUAGGCAGAGGGUCUCGAAUCCUCGCCAGACUAACCACUACACCAAGGAUGUACACAUCUGCGGCUGCGGCUGCAGCUGCGAAUCGGGGGCAUAUCAUCAAGACGUACUUUAAUAGAGACUCUACGACAAUUACCUUCUCCAUGGAGGAGUCCAGCAAACCGGUUUCCGUUUGCUUCAACAAUGUUUUCCUUAGAGAUGCGUCCCAAAGUGCCAAUCUGGUAACCACGGGAGAACUAUAUCAUAACGAGAAAAUGACCGCUCCUCAGGACAUUCAAAUCUCUGAGGACGGGAAAUCUUUAGAGGUGAAAUGGAAAGAUGGCGGUCAUCACCGGUUCCCUUUACAAUUCCUUGUCGACUAUAAGGGUUCCAGUUUUGUUUCACCAGCAACAAGAAAGCAGGAAUCUAGAUAUAAACCCCAGUUGUGGAACAAGCACAUCCUGAAAAAUAACAUCAAGGACUUGCUCUCCGUGAACUACAACGAGUUCAUUGACCCUAAGGAUGACUCCAAACUUUUCCAAGUGAUGGUCAACCUACAAAAAUUCGGUAUCGCCUUCAUUUCCGGUACUCCUUCAUCCCCCUCUGAAGGCCUUACCAUACAAAAGAUCUGUGAGAGGAUCGGACCCAUAAGAUCGACCGUACAUGGCGAAGGAACAUUUGAUGUGAAUGCAUCGCAGGCAACAAGUGUCAAUGCCCAUUACGCCAAUAAAGACUUACCAUUGCAUACGGAUUUACCGUUUUUGGAAAAUGUACCAGGUUUUCAAAUUCUACAAUCUUUGCCUGCUGCGAAAGGGGAAGAUCCCAAUACUAGACCCAUGAAUUAUUUUGUGGACGCAUUUUAUGCUACGCGUAAUGUUAGAGAAUCGGAUUUUGAAGCUUAUGAAGCUUUACAAAUCGUUCCUGUAAAUUAUAUUUAUGAAAACGGUGAUAAGAGGUACUACCAAUCCAAACCUUUGAUCGAGCAUCACGACAUUAACGAAGACAAUACUCUGCUAGGUAAUUAUGAGGCCUUGAUCAAAUGCAUCAACUACUCCCCCCCAUAUCAGGCACCUUUCACUUUCGGAAUUUAUGAUAAGCCCUCAGAUCUUAAUAACAAUCCGGACUUGAAUUUAAUUACAACGCCAGCUAAACUAACAGAGAGAUUUUUGUUUAAGUCGUUCAUUAGAGGGUUGAAUCUGUUCGAGAGUCAUAUUAAUGACUUCAGCAAUCAAUUCAGAUUGCAGUUGCCGGAAAACUGCUGUGUUAUCUUUAACAACAGGAGAAUUUUGCAUGCCAACUCUUUAACAAGCUCAAAUCAACAAUGGUUAAAGGGUUGCUAUUUCGAUUCUGACACUUUCAAGAGUAAGUUGAAAUUCUUAGAAGAGAAGUUUCCUAAUGACAAAUAA